Molecule: messenger RNA, 6576 nt
Organism: Micropterus dolomieu (smallmouth bass)
Lineage: Eukaryota; Metazoa; Chordata; Actinopteri; Centrarchiformes; Centrarchidae
Product: mucin-5AC-like
Exons: 44
Cellular component (GO): extracellular matrix
Molecular function (GO): protein binding
Source: RefSeq, a predicted model, not a curated record
AUGAAGGGGAGAUUUGUGUGGUUGUGUUUCCUUACUUUGUCUGCCAGUGUCAUCAAUAUCGCCGCCAGGCAGGUUCACAACCAUGUCAGCAGCAUCUGCAGCACUUGGGGAAGAGAGCACUUCAAGACAUUUGAUGGUGAUGUGUACCAGUUCCCGGGUUUGUGUGAAUACAACCUGGCCUCAGACUGCCACGAGUCCUACCAUGAGUUCUCAGUACACAUGAAGAGGAAAGAGAAUGAUGGAAAUCCUACAGUCAGUUAUGUGGUGGUCACCAUCAAUGACCUUUUAUUCCACCUCACUAAGAGCCAGGUCACUGUGAACAGCGUGCCUGUCAAAAUGCCCUACAACGAGGCAGGGGUACAAGUGGAAAAUAAUGCGGUUUACAUCAAGCUCCAAUCCAAAGUCGGCAUCACUGUCAUGUGGAAUGGUGAUGAUGCAGUCAUGGUGGAACUCGAUCGUGACUAUGUUAAUCAUACCUGUGGACUAUGUGGAGACUUCAAUGGUGUUUCUGUCUUCAAUGAGUUUAUUCUUAAUGGUCGCAAAAUGAGCCCCAUUGAGUUUGGCAACAAUCAGAAAGUCCAUCAUCCAGAUGACGAUUGUGAAGACCUUUAUGAAGAGGAAGAUGAGUCAAAGGAGGUUUUUACUGUGCCAGAUUCAUGCAAGGAGUUUCAAACCACAUGUGACAAGAUGCUGCAUUCAGAGUCCUGGAGCUCCUGCACCAAACUGAUUAACCCAGAACCUUACAUCCAGGCCUGUGUGCAGGACAUGUGUGGCUGCAACAACAGUACAAGUGACUUCUGUGUCUGCAGCACGCUUUCGGAGUUGUCUCGACAGUGUUCCCACGCAGGAGGGCAGCCUCCCAACUGGAGGACACCUCAGUUCUGUGCUAAACAGUGCCCAUUCAACAUGGUUUAUAAAGAGAGUGGUUCCCCUUGUAUGGAUACAUGCAAAUAUCUAGACACAAGUUCACUGUGUGAGGACCACAAAAUGGACGGCUGCUUCUGUCCUAAUGGAACUGUGUUUGAUGAUAUUUCCAUGCGAGGGUGCAUUGCUCAAUCUGAAUGUCAGUGCAAGCACGACAAAAUCUAUAACCCUGGUGAGGUUUAUCAACAGGUCGGGAAAAAUUGUACAUGUUUUGAGGGUAGAUGGGCUUGUGAGAGCCUUCAGACUCCUGCUACAUGUGCAGUUGAAGAGGGUUCACAUGUAACUACAUUUGAUGGGAAAACUUACACUUUCCAUGGAGACUGUUUCUACACCCUAGCCAAGGAUGAUGCAAGUCCAAAUUUUACCAUCCGGGCCCAGUUGGUGCCAUGUAGACACCUAGAGUCUGACACUUGUCUUAAGAACCUUAAAAUCCUGCUGAACAAUGACAAAAACAACGUAUUAGCGUUCACUUCAGAUGGCACAGUAAGGCAGAAUAUGCAAAAUCUUACUUUGCCACACCACUCAGGUGACAUCAACAUAUUUCAUGCUUCAUCCUUUCACAUCUUGCUCCAGACCAGUUUUGGGUUGCAAAUUCAGGUCCAGCAUGUGCCCGUCAUGCAAGUCUAUGUCAGCUUGGUACAGAGCUACAGAGCAAAGACACGCGGUUUAUGUGGGAACUACAACAUGGUCCUGUCUGAUGACAUGAAGACUCCACAGGGGAUUGUGGAGGGAACAGCAGCAACUUUUAGUAACUCCUGGAAGGCUAACUUCAUGUGCCGAGACAGAGAGGAAAGACUUGAUGACCCCUGUGCCCUCAGUGUGGAAAAUGAGAAUUACGCCAAACACUGGUGCGCCUUGCUGCUAAGUCCAAACAGUACCUUUGCACAGUGCCAUUCAGUGAUGGAUCCUGAGAUGUACUACAAGCGAUGUACUUACGCUAGCUGUAACUGUGAAAAGAGUGAGGCCUGCCUCUGUGCAGUCUUCUCCUCCUACACAAGAGCUUGUGCAUCAAAGGGAGUGUUCCUGACAGACUGGAGACAGAAUGUUUGCGAUAAGUACACAAGGAGCUGUCCAGCAUCUCAGAUCUUCUCUUACAAAAAUCAGAGAUGCCAGCUGACUUGUAGAUCGUUGGGCGAAAAGCAACAAAGCUGCACUUCUGACUUCUUGCCUGUGGAUGGCUGCUCCUGCUCUGAGGGUCUCUACCUAAAUGAAGAUGACUUGUGCGUCCCCAUGGCAAAAUGCCCCUGCUACCAUAAUGAAGUCUACAUCCAGGCAGGAAAGUCCAUCAGCAUGAAAGAUGACCAAUGUGUAAUGAAUGUUUUUUUUCUCCACAAACUAGAAGUUAGCCCCUCUCACAACGACCAGUGCUGCAGCACAUGGGGAUAUUACCAAUUUAAGACUUUCGAUGGAGAUUUCUUCCAGCUUCCCUCCACUUGCAACUACGUCCUUGUGUCCCAGUGUAAGAGCAACUACGAGGCAUUCAAUGUUCAGCUGCAAAGGCAUGAGAUAAAUGGGGUCCCCACCAUUAAGAAGGUCACUAUGAAACUGGACGGGGUCAUUGUGGAGUUAGUCAAUACUUCCAUCAAAGUCAAUGAUAAACCUGUCAAUAUACCAUUCAGCCAGGUUGGCAUUUCAAUUGAAAGAAUUGUCUCCUAUGUCAAAAUCGAGUCAAAGCUGGGUUUGGUCAUCAUGUGGAAUGAAGAAGACUCCCUUUGGGUUGAGCUGGAUAAGAAAUUCAAGAAUCAGACAUGUGGCCUGUGUGGUGACUUCAACGGAGUCCAGCGUUAUAAUGAGUUCACUGAUUCAGAAACAGGGAAUUCUUUAACUCCUUAUUAUGGGGAAGCAUGGAAACUCAAUGGUCCUACGGAAAACUGCGAAGCAAUCUCUACAGCCCCAAAGACGUGUGAAAAUCAGAUAGCCCUCUGUGAGAAUCUGCUGAAAAAACCUGCAUUCCACAGCUGUCAAAACCUGAUUGAUAUUGACUCCUUUGUCAAAGCCUGUGUGGAGGACCUGUGCUACUGUAACAGCAACGAUACGUCAUGCUUGUGUUCAACCAUAUCAGAGUACUCCCGUCAGUGUGCUCAUGCAGGCGGGAAACCAAAGCAAUGGAAGAGUGCACAACUGUGUGAAAAAACAUGCCCUUUCAACAUGGUGUAUAAGGAAUGUGGUAGUCCCUGUUCUGACACCUGCAGCAACCUCCAGAGAAGCCAAGUGUGUGAUGAUCACUGCAUAGAUGGAUGCUUCUGUCCAUCUGGGACUGUCUUCGAUGACAUUACAAAAAGUGGGUGUGUUGCUGUUGACCAGUGCUCUUGCUUACAUAAUGGCAAGCCAUACAAACCAGGCGAAUCAUACUCAAGUCCAUGUAGAAAAUGCACUUGUGGCCAGGGGGAGUGGAUCUGUAACCAAAUGAACUGUCCUGGUAUCUGCUCCAUACUGGGUGGCUCCCACAUCUCCACCUAUGAUUAUAAAACAUACACGUUUCAUGGACUCUGCUCUUAUGUCCUCACCAAGGAAACUAAUGGGACUUUCAGUGUCCUUGGUGACCUGGUCAAAUGUGAAAAAUCAGAUCAAACAACUUGCCUGACUGCAGUCACUCUACUACUGCCUAAUCAAGUGAUGAUUGUGGUUGAGGCCAAUGGACAGGUUACUUAUAACAAAAUGAUCUCUCACCUGCCUUUUUACAGGGAUGACAUCACAGUCUUCAGCCCAUCGACAUUCUUCAUUGUAAUCCACACCACCUAUGGGCUUCAACUUGAGAUUCAGCUCACACCCAUUAUGCAGGUCUACAUCAAAGCCAGUGUUUCAAAUAAAGGAAAACUGAACGGCCUUUGCGGAAAUUUUAACAAUGUGGGAGCUGAUGACUUCAAAAGCACAAAUGGAUUGAUUGAGGGAACAGCUUGGACAUUUGCCAACACAUGGAAGACCAAAGCAAGCUGCCCCGAUGUGACAAACAUACUUAGGGACCCCUGCAUUUUGAGUGUAGACAAUGAGAAAUAUGCCAAACACUGGUGCUCAAUGCUGACAGACCCAAAAGGGAUUUUCUCUCAAUGCCAUUCUACAAUAAACCCUCAAGACUAUCAAACUUCCUGUAUAUAUGACACCUGCAGCUGUGAAAACAGUGAGGACUGCAUGUGUGCUGCAAUAUCCUCCUAUGUCUAUGCAUGUGCUACUAAAGGGCUCUUACUAAAUGGAUGGAGGGACACCAUAUGCCAGAAAUACACAACUGGCUGCCCUUCUACUUUUGCAUAUGACUACCAAAUGAAAAGCUGUGGUCGCACCUGUGGCUCUCUUAGUCAGUCAGACCCAUCAUGUGAGGUUGAAUUCACCCCGCUUGAUGGCUGCGGCUGUGCUGAAGGAACUUACCUAAAUGAGAAGGGAGUGUGUGUGUCAGAUUUACAAUGCCCCUGUUAUGUGGGAGACACGGUGAUACACCCUGGGCAAAUGAUGACGAUUCAAGGACAAUCAUGCUCUUGCCACAGUGGAAAACUAAGCUGUACAGGAGCCCAGAUAAGUGAAUCAUGCACAUAUCCAAUGGUUUUCUUCAACUGCUCAAGCGCAAAGCCAGGUGCGCAGGGAUCUGAGUGCCAAAAAAGCUGCCAGACACUGGACACAGUUUGUGUCAGUACACAUUGUAUCUCAGGUUGUGUGUGUCCAGCUGGCCUACUGUCAGAUGGUAAUGGAGGAUGUAUUAAGGAGGAUCAAUGUCCCUGCACAUAUAAUGGAGAAUCUUAUAAUUCUGGAGAGACUGUCACUGUGAAAUGCAAUACCUGCACUUGCAAAAGCAGGAUAUGGAAAUGUACAGAUAAUGAGUGUGGAGGAAUGUGUACCAUAUAUGGAGAAGGGCAUUACAUCACUUUUGAUGAAAAUAGAUUCUCCUUUAAUGGGGACUGUGGCUACAUCGUCUCUCAGGAUUACUGUGGGGAUGAUACAGAUGGCACCUUCAGGCUCCUGACUGAGAGCAUCCCAUGUGGAACAACAGAAAGCAUCUGCUCCACUGCUAUCAAGCUCUACUUAGGGAACAAUGAAAUUAUUCUUUCAGAGGAAAAUAUCAAAGUUAUCAAACAAGACAAAGGAGAGGACAUACCCUUCCAUGUCAACACUAUGGGUAUAUAUCUUGUCAUUGAGGCAAAGAAUGGUCUUGUUCUCAUUUGGAAUAAAAAGACAACACUCAUGAUCAAACUCAGCUCCACGUUCCAGGGAAAAGUCUGUGGUAUGUGUGGGAAUUAUGAUGGGAAUAUCCAGAACGAUUUCACCACUAGAAACAAAGAAGUUGUGGUUGAUGCCUUUAAGUUUGGAAACAGCUGGAAAGUGUCACCUACCUGCCCCAAUGCGGAUACACUAAAAAAUCCCUGCAGUCUGUACUCACACAGACAGGCAUGGGCAUUAAAACACUGCAGCAUUGUCACCAGUGAAAUAUUUGCUAGUUGCCAUUCAAAGGUGAAUCCAAAACUCUAUCAUGAAGCCUGUGUGAGAGACACAUGUUCCUGCAACACAGGGGGAGACUGUGAGUGUUUCUGCUCAGCUGUCGCAGCCUACGCAGCAGCCUGUAGCAGGGCUGGAGCCUGCGUGAAAUGGAGAACUCCCACAAUCUGCCCUCUAUUCUGUGAUUACUACAAUGAUGACGGAGAGUGUGAAUGGCAUUAUGAGUCUUGUGGAAAACCAUGCAUGAAGACAUGUAGGAAUCCCUCAGGAAUCUGCUACAAUAAAAUUCCACCAUUAGAAGGCUGCUAUCCAAGAUGCCCACCUGAACGAUCUUAUUUGGAAGAAGCUACCAUGAAAUGUGUGUCAAAGCAUGAAUGUGGCUGCUAUGAUAACGAAGGGAACCAUUAUAAAGAAGGGGAGGUCAUCCCUCCAAAGGAAAACUGUCACAAAUGCUAUUGUUCUUCAACGAAGGUGGAGUGCAGCUACAAUGUCCAAGAAUGCCAUUGUUCAUAUAAUGGACGUAUAUACAAGUAUGAAGAUGCAGUUUAUGAAACGCAUGAUGGAAAUGGAACCUGUUUCAAUGCUGUUUGUGGAGAAAAUGGAAGUAUUAUCAGAAACAUGGUGCAAUGCUCCACAACCUCACCAACAACCUUUAAUUUUACAACUCCUGGAACACCAACCACUACAACCCCAUCAACAUCAACAACCUCAACUACAACCCCAGUCACAGAAACUCCCACAACUAUCACCCCAUCAACAGUCACAACCUCCACUACAACCCCAGUCACAGAAACUCCCACCACUAUCACCCCAUCAACAGCAACGACCCCCACUUCAUCUCCAGUCACAGAAACGCCCACCACAACGCCAGUCACAGAAACGCCCACCACUAUCACCCCAUCAACAACAACAACACCAGUGACAGAAACGCCCACCACUAUCACCCGAUCAACAACAACAACCUCCACUACAACCCCAGUGACAGAAACGCCCACCACUAUCACCCCAUCAACAACAACCUCCACCACAACGCCAGCCACAGAAACGCCCACCACUAUCACCCCAUCAACAGCAAUGACCUCCACCACAACGCCAGUCACAGAAACGCCCACCACUAUCACCCCAUCAACAACAACAACCCCAGUCACAGAAACUCCCACAACUAUCACCCCAUCAACAGUCACAACCUCCACCACAACACCAGUGACAGAAACGCCCACCACUAUCACC